ACAUUUUCAUUUCUCGGCACACUGUUCUCUCUCCUCCCGGAUCAAAACGCAGCGUUUCAACCCUCCAGAGCUCCACCGCCGCCGAUCACCAGAGAAAGGGAACAAUGGCGAGUUCUAGUUCCCCCAAUUCUUCUGUCCGUGUCAUCAAGAAAUAUGCAGUGGAGGGUCUUAAGGACAAGGCCUUGGAAGAACACUUGAACAUGAUUCGGGACAAAGACUCCCUUCACAAAUAUGGGGCAAAGCUGUACAAAUCUAUAGCAAAAUUCGCCAUCGUUGAUGAAGCCCUAGAGCAGCUAAUUAAGGUUCACUCUGAGCCGCCCACCCGCACUAUGGUCAUUGGGAACAAUCAAGUAAUGUCAUACACUUGUUCUCGCAAUUCUUCUGCCGAUGACCUCAAGAAACAUGCAAUGGAGGUUUUCAAGGAUGCGACCAAAGAUUGUGAGGACAAGGACAUCAAAGAAAAAUUUGACAUGAUUCAGGACUACAGUUCCCUUGAGAAAUCUGCGUUUAUGUUCUUCAAUUCUAUGGUGAAUUCUGGCUUCCUUGACGAAGCUGAAGAGCUCCUUAAGAAGGCCAUACUGCCCGUUGUGGCGGUCCACACCUAUGUCAUUGGGGUUGGGGUCGCUGCCGGCAAUACCAAUGCUGCUCUCAAGGCCUUUCAGCACAUGUCAGCCUCUGGGGUUGCUCCAAACUCCUAUACUUAUGCAGUUUUGAUCAAGGGACUCACUGCUGACCCCAACUACUGUGGAGAUGCCAAGAAGUUCUUGCUUGAGAUGAUGGACAAGGCUAUGAGGCCCAAUGCUGCUACCUACACUGCUGUGAUAGAGGGUUUUGCAAUGCAGGAGGACAAGGCAGCUGAGGAGGAGGGCAAACAGGUGGUGGAGUUGAUGAUGCAUAAGGGGUUUGUGCCAAAUGCAAAGGCUAUGAUGGAAGUUCUAAAGGGAAGGCCAAAACCUUUAAUUAGAAGGGUUAUCAACAUUGCGCUUUCCAAGUUGAAGGGCUGAUGCUUUGCUUAAUCGAUGUAAUGCCAGCAGCUUUAGGAUUAGGGUGUUUAAGAUAUGGGGUAGCUAGUGACCAUAGGAAAUCGUGUAGGCUUGAGUUUCAGUAGGGGGAUUUGCUGCUAUUCACUUUCAUUGUGAAUGCGACAUUGGAGUAGUGUGAGUGCUGACAUUGAAUUUGAAAUCAUGUAGGAUUGGUUUUCAAUAUGGGAUAUGGACAUAUGCUGCUGUUCUCUUUGAUUUUGAAUGAUGACAUCUAAGUAUUUUGCAGUGUGCUAAUUCCUUUAAUAUCUGUUU
Molecule: messenger RNA, 1295 nt
Organism: Rosa chinensis
Lineage: Eukaryota; Viridiplantae; Streptophyta; Magnoliopsida; Rosales; Rosaceae
Product: pentatricopeptide repeat-containing protein At4g38150
Exons: 2
Coding region: 105-1004 (299 amino acids)
Molecular function (GO): protein binding
Source: RefSeq, a predicted model, not a curated record